AUGAAGCGAAAGCGUGAAAAUAAUCCAAUUGACAAUUUAACGAUAUCAAAAGGAAAGAAGACUUUAACGAAUGUGGAUCAUGAUACACCUACUUUGACGACGUUUGUUUCAACUUCACGUGCUUUUACGUCACUUGCUUCUACAAGUUCUUCUUCUAGUGAUUCACCUCAUAUUUUAAAGAAAAUACAGAAAAAAAAAUAG
This is a messenger RNA of Cokeromyces recurvatus, 201 nucleotides long. RefSeq lists its product as uncharacterized. The record is from RefSeq and is a predicted model, not a curated record. The coding region runs from base 1 to 201 and encodes 66 amino acids. The transcript has 2 exons. NCBI's taxonomy places the organism in Eukaryota, Fungi, Mucoromycota, Mucoromycetes, Mucorales, Mucoraceae.